AUGAAGUUAAUUAAAAGACAAACAAAACCAAAAUAUGGAAAUAAUGUUAAAACAAUGACAGUUAAUAAAACAAAUGCUAAUUUAAAAGAAGACGAUGAUUAUAUUGAUAAGGAAAUAAAAAAAGAUGAAGAUUGUGAAGAUAAAGAAAUAAAAGAAGAUGAUGAUUGUGAGGAUAAAGAAGAAGAAAAAUGUAAAAGUAAACCAUAUUUAACAAAUGCAGAAAUUAGAUUACAUAAUGUUGAUACAAACAAAGAUAUUAAAAUUAAAUUACCAAUAAAAGAGAUAACAGAUGCGUUGAAUAAUAAAAACAAGAAGAAGAAAUAA
Hepatospora eriocheir is the source of this 324-nucleotide messenger RNA. NCBI's taxonomy places the organism in Eukaryota, Fungi, Microsporidia, Hepatosporidae. The record is from the annotation of a GenBank genome assembly.